Messenger RNA from Lachancea thermotolerans CBS 6340, 1455 nucleotides. RefSeq names its product cyclin family protein. Bases 1 to 1455 code for a protein of 484 amino acids. The record is from RefSeq and is a predicted model, not a curated record. Gene Ontology annotation, molecular function: cyclin-dependent protein serine/threonine kinase regulator activity; protein kinase binding. NCBI's taxonomy places the organism in Eukaryota, Fungi, Ascomycota, Saccharomycetes, Saccharomycetales, Saccharomycetaceae. Gene Ontology annotation, biological process: regulation of cyclin-dependent protein serine/threonine kinase activity. The transcript has a single exon. Gene Ontology annotation, cellular component: nucleus; cyclin-dependent protein kinase holoenzyme complex.
AUGUCCGGGCUGCCAAGUAUACUCGACGAGUCCUUAGAUCGAAUAGCGCGUGGUGAAACAGAACUGGACAUUUCGGAGUCCAUGAACGAGGAUAGCCUCGACCUGGACGACCCAGUAGAUGAUGAUACUUUCGAACUCCCGCUCAAACCUCGAAGGCGCGUUCUGCACGCGUCAAACUUUGCUGACUUGGAGGCAGAGCCCGCCCUCGACAAGCGCGUGCGAUUUGAAGCUGCGGGCCCGCCGUGGUCGCCACUCUCUGUAGAGAAAAUCGCAGUUCCUGAAAAAGGCAUCAUGAAUAGCAAGCCCCCCAAGCUUAACCCUGCAUCCAGCGCAGGCGCGCGAAAACCACAUAUUGAAGACCUUAUUCAACACGCACAUAGCCUGAACCGCUACCUGGACCAAAAUCUGGAUCGCAUAAACACAUUCCAGUCGCAUCUGUUUGAGCAGGGCCUAGAAGCCCCUCAGAACACGGGCCAGAUCCUGGCCAGCAACGUGGCCACAGCACCAACGACGCCAUCAGGGUCAGCCUCGAACUUCCAAUUGAGCGAGAUCGGCGAUUCGAGCGAGAGCUUGGACUACGAGCAAGACAUUCACGAUGAAAGCAUUUCUGCUGCAGCGCUUCAGGCCGAUAGUGAACGAGACGACCGCAAGAUCAAGCAGAUUCUGUCGAGGCACCAGACUUCAACCUACCCUCUUUCAGAAAACCAGUCGAGCGUAAACCUAGCAGGCGACGACAGUCGUUCGGAAGUUAGCGCUCUGGAUCACUUCAGAGAUCUUGCGGCAUCAACAAGAACCUCCGUCGCCACUUCCUCGGAAGACCUCUUCAACAUGCCGCACUCACCAGUGAUACACGAUCUGAAAUUUAUUAUUCCCAAGAUUGCCGCUCAGAGGCCCUCCGCCAUAAGCUCCCUAGGCGCUGGCGACGAUGCCGAGCCCCCUGACAUGGACUGUGAAGCGGCUCUUGCCCUGUACACUACGACUAUAACACUCUUACUAAUGAUGAGCAAACAAAGCGAAGACCCGAAGCAAGAGGCUCUGCCAUCUUUUGCCACUUUUGUCAUGGAGUCUGUUCCAACCUUGGCGUACGAAGAUUACUUAAAAAGACUUCACUGCAAGUUCUCUUUUGCACCAAUCGUGUAUCUCACCGCGGCGCACCUGCUGCAGACGCUAUUUCUGACGAGAGUUGACGAAGAGCUCCAUUGCAAGCACCACUUGGACCCACGACAGGUUCAUCGACUUGUAAUAGCUAGCAUACGACUCGCUACGAAACUACUCGAGGACUGUGUCCACUCCCAUUCGUACUUCAGCCGGAUCUGUGGUAUCUCAAAAAAGCUUUUAACCAAAUUGGAAGUCGCCUUCUUAGAGUGCCUGAACUUCGAGGGUCUCAAGAUAACAAACCAAAGCCUGCUGGAUGCAGCACAAGUCCAGCAGGAGCUUAGCGCUCUUGCCGCGUAG